AUUCCAAGUCAAACAGGAAAAUGAAAAACAAGUCUGCACUAUAGCAAAGAGGGGAGAGAGGAAAAGUUAUAGAAGCAACGCAACUCGUUUCAAGCAGCCCUGAAGUGUACCUGAGAAAAAUUUUCUUCCUGUUCCCAUCAAAGAUGAUCUGGAGCGUCCUUUUUCCGGGUUUCUUCUUUCUGCAGUCUUGGAGCUGCACUGCCCAGGACUGCCCUAGCAACAAGCAGCUCCUUGUCACAUUAAGCCAAAUUCAGAAACUGCUGUCUGGUCAUGAAGACUCUUACUUUCAGAAGUUAAGCACUAUGAGGAAGAAACUGAACCUGCUGCAAGCCACCAUGCACAGACAUAUCUCCAGAGUUAACGAGACCUGUCCAGACCCUGAGAUCCCAGCCAACAGUAGGAAACUAGGAAAUAUCUUCACUGUGGGUCAUGAGGUGCAUUUUGUGUGUGAUCCUGGAUUUGAGCUGAUUGGGUCAGAAACUAGAAUUUGUGAGAAGUCCACCUACUGGGGUGGCCAGCAGCCUUACUGUCAAAAGAUAGACGGAUGUUCUAGUAAACCUUGCUUAAAUGGUGGAACCUGUGUGGAAGAAGACAAUCAUUUUCUGUGCAUUUGUUCCAGAGCCUGGUCUGGAAAAUACUGUCAGAAUCCUACUAACUCCCAUUGGGCUAGCUGGACCAACUCUUCUUUCAGCAGACAACCUCACUGCACAUCUGCUCAAGGAUCCAUUCAGUGUACUUGUGAUGUUGGUUUCCAGAUGUCUGGAAGAGACAGUAACCUAUGCCAUGAUGUCGAUGAGUGUGAGCUCUACCAAUCUGGACGGUUAUCCCGUAUCUGCAUGUAUGCAUGUGUUAAUACUCCUGGCUCCUACCGGUGCACAUGUCCUCCAGGAUACAACCUUGGCCCUGGGUAUCGUUUCUGCAAAGAUGUAGAUGAGUGUGCUGGUCGUCAGCACAACUGCAGCCAGGAUGAACUGUGUGUGAACACAUUUGGGGGUUUUCAAUGUGUUCGACCUGAAUGUCCAAAAACACGGCAUAACACUAGCUACGUCAAGACUUCCCCAGUACGAUGUGAAAGGAAUCCAUGUCCAGUGGGCAACAAAGUCUGUGCACAGUCUACAUCCUCCAUCUCCUUCCACUAUCAGUCUUUGGUUUCUAACUACACCACUCCUCAUGUACUCUUCAGGAUGUCUGCAAUCCGCCAGCAUGGUGACAGCCUGCGUUUUGCUGUGGUUGGAGGACGGGGUCGUAGGCACUUUGGUGUGCAGAGAGCAAAUAGGCUAACUGGGGAACUGGUGUUAGUCAGCCCUGUAUUGGGGCCCACAGUCUUAGAAGCUGACUUUGAAAUGACAGAGUAUGAUAAACGAGUUUUGUUGGGCAGAUAUAUUUCCAAAGUGAUUGUCUUUGUUUCACAAUAUGAUUUCUAAUCUUAUUACGCAAGACAGCAGAGACUGGUAAAGGAACAAAGUUUUGUAUAAUUCAGAUAUUAAAGUGCUUCAUAUAGAGUGUCUUAAGAGCAUGUAUUUCAAGUCAGUCUUGAAAUGUUAAACCAAUUAGUAAUUGAUUUAUUGAUGUAGUAAACACAUUUGUUUUAUCAGACCAUGCUGUUUACAUUGGCUUGGACAAAUGUAUACAGAUCUGAGGUGCUGAAACAUAUUUUGGUGUGAUAUUAUUAUAGUUACAAGCAUCUAAUGUGUGGAAUCAAGAAAUAAAAAUGAUUGAAUCAGCCUACUUUGAAGUACAAACAAAUAUUCAUUGUCCUGUCUAGGAUUGACUUCUGCCUUGCAUCCAAUGCAUCCAGGAUUGGCUGCAGUUCACUGCAAUUUUAAAAUGUAUUAUGUGGGUUUAUGUUGGGAGAAUGGAUAGCAAACAAUGUCAUCAGUUAAUAAAUUCCUCAAGAUGUCUGCUUCAGUGUUUAGAUAGCGAGUUACUUUUUUUCUCUGAGUCAUUUUAGAGAACUAUGUCAUAUGAAUGUACAUUUUAAAAAGCUUGUUCACUUAGUUA
Messenger RNA from Erpetoichthys calabaricus (reedfish), 2001 nucleotides. Its product is annotated as fibulin-7. NCBI's taxonomy places the organism in Eukaryota, Metazoa, Chordata, Cladistia, Polypteriformes, Polypteridae. The record is from RefSeq and is a predicted model, not a curated record. Bases 144 to 1424 code for a protein of 426 amino acids. The transcript has 9 exons. Gene Ontology annotation, molecular function: calcium ion binding.